CCGCCUGCGCGUUGAAGGGCGAGCAUGGCAGACGCUACCCGUCUGAUUCCGGCGCUAAGGCACGUCGUUAAGCACAGACAUCGCAAGCUUACCACACCUAAAGGUUCACUCGGCCGCGUAGAGAAGAUAAGGGCAACGCUUACGGCCCUUUUCAAGCACGAACGGAUCGAACUCAAUCACCCACGGGCAGACGAAGUGCGGGGAUAUGCCGAGCGGCUGAUUUCAGAAGCGAUUCGAUAUGGCGACUGCCACACCCGGACCAUGGAGCUCGCGGACUACUGGAUAAACGAGAAGCAGUUGGUGCACAAGCUGUUCAAGGUGUUGGCACCACGCUUUGCUACCUACGAGGGCUCGUACACGCGCGUCCACAUACUGCCCACGCCUUUCAACUACAACUUCAACUGCCCUGGGCCAGGACCCCACUAUAAAUACAACUGGGUUGCCCUGGAGCUCAAAGGCAACCCGUAUCCUCCAAUGCCUGGAGCAGUGCCUCGCAACCCUAACUUCCUCCCAAACGUGUUGUUGUCCGAAGCACGCAAGGACAUACACCGGAUGCAGUUCCCAGAGAAAGUUGCUCCCGCUCCACCACCUGAACCGGGGACUUCUCUCGUGACCAAAAGGUCGUCUGUUAGAGCGGUGAUUCCACCUGGAGGCACUCCUCCGGCCAAUUAGAUGGUGUAAUGAUGUAAAUAAACUAUGAUAGUGCUUAUUACGAUA
Molecule: messenger RNA, 717 nt
Organism: Rhipicephalus microplus (southern cattle tick)
Lineage: Eukaryota; Metazoa; Arthropoda; Arachnida; Ixodida; Ixodidae
Gene: mRpL17
Product: mitochondrial ribosomal protein L17
Biological process (GO): translation
Cellular component (GO): mitochondrial large ribosomal subunit; ribosome
Molecular function (GO): structural constituent of ribosome
Source: RefSeq, a predicted model, not a curated record